This is a messenger RNA of Raphanus sativus (radish), 3413 nucleotides long. RefSeq names its product phosphoinositide phosphatase SAC4. Gene Ontology annotation, biological process: phosphatidylinositol dephosphorylation. Gene Ontology annotation, molecular function: phosphatidylinositol-3,5-bisphosphate 5-phosphatase activity. Lineage: Eukaryota; Viridiplantae; Streptophyta; Magnoliopsida; Brassicales; Brassicaceae. The transcript is spliced from 16 exons. The coding region runs from base 527 to 3028 and encodes 833 amino acids. Gene Ontology annotation, cellular component: intracellular membrane-bounded organelle. The record is from RefSeq and is a predicted model, not a curated record.
GAAAAAAUGUGGUUUUCGUCGGCUCUUUGUUUCUCUCGAUCCAAUCUUCUCCUUCCUUCUAUCGACCGAAACAAAGAGACAGAGAGAGAGAGAGACACACAGAGCUGAAUCUAAUCUAAUCAUCUCUGUACAUCAUAAAACCCUUUCUCUCUCUCCAUCUCAAUCUCCAUCCUCCUCCUUAUAGACACGUCUCCCUGCUUCAAAAUUAUUCCUCUAAAUCUCUUUUACUUCUGCGAAUCUAAGCUUCCUUCUUCGUUUCUCUGAGCCUUUCGAGUUCUGAUCUCCUCGAUCGAGCUCUGUUUACCUAUUUCCCUCGACAAAUCUCGCAUUUUUUUUCUCGAUCUCCAGAGCAGCAGAAUCUCAGUAGAGAAUCUGUGUUUUGUCUUUUUUGAGAGAAAAAAAAGUUUGAAACUUUGAAUUCUGGACGGUUGGUGAAUGCAACACCACCGGCGAGAGAUUCUUUCUACCGGCUUUGGCUUUAGCUUUGGCUUAGAUCUGUAACUCAAAAAAGGGGGAAUCAGAUACUAUGACCACCACCUCAUCGCCAUCAAUUGAGAAUGGAGCCUCUUCCUCCUCCUCUGGAUCAUCAUCAUCUUCUUCCCUUCAUGGCUGUAUGCAAGAAUUCAAACUCUUCCAGACUCAUUCCAAUUUCUAUAUGAUUGGUUGGAAUGGUAGUGGAGUGUAUAGAGUACUCAAGAUAGACCGCCUUGACGCCUCUGAGCUUAAUCUCAGUGAGGAUCCCACUGCCUAUACCAAAAAAGAAUGCUACGAGUUGCUUAAACGGAUACACGAAGGCAACAAGUCCACUGGCGGUCUCAAACGUGUUGCUGUCUGUUAUGGUAUCGUUGGUUUCAUUAAGUUUCUGGGACCAUACUACAUGCUGGUUAUAACUGAAAGAAGAGAGAUAGGUGAGAUUUGUGGUCACCGGGUGUAUGAAGUGGCCAAGAGUGAGAUGAUUUCCUUGCAGCAUUCUAGUUUCCUUGGCAACAUUGCUAAUUCAAGAGACGAGAACAGGUACAAGAGGCUCUUGUGUAUGGUGGACCUUACGAAAGAUUUCUUUUUCAGCUAUUCUUACAAUAUAAUGCGAAGUUUCCAGAAGAAUGUGUGCGAUCAUGAGAGUGGUGGUACUCUCUAUAAGAAAAUGUUUGUGUGGAACGAGUUCUUGACUCGGGGAAUUCGACUUCAUCUUCGGAAUACCGUCUGGACUGUAGCAUUGGUCUAUGGUUUCUUUAAGCAGACAACUCUCUCCGAAGCUGGACGGAAUUUCAAACUCACUCUUAUUGCUAGGCGUUCCCGCCAUAAUGCUGGAACCAGGUACUUGAAACGAGGAAUAAACGAAAGUGGCAAUGUCGCUAAUGAUGUCGAGACAGAGCAGCUAGUGUCUGAGGACGUGCCAGAAGACCACCCCAUGCAAAUUAGUUCUGUUGUGCAGAACCGUGGCUCAAUCCCUCUAUUCUGGUCACAGGAAACCUCACGGAUGAAUCUUAAACCGGAUAUAGUAUUGUCAAAAAGGGACCUGAACUAUGAGGCAACUAAACUUCACUUUGAAAACCUUGUCGAGCGAUAUGGAAUUCCCAUCAUUAUUCUGAACUUGAUCAAGACAAAAGAGAGAAGACCUAGGGAGUCGAUUCUCCGGGCAGAAUUUGCCAAUGCAAUUGACUUUAUAAACAAAGAUCUGCCUGAAGAAAAUCGUUUAAGAUUCCUCCACUGGGACUUGCACAAACAUUUUCAAAGCAAAACAGCAAAUGUCUUGGCACUUCUUGGCAAAGUAGCUGCAUGUGCUUUGAUGCUUACAGGUUUCUUUUAUUAUGAAGUUACCCCAGCAAUGAAGCUCGAGGGUUAUAUGAGCUUGUCUUCGUCUGAUGCCGAGAUGUCUCCACAAAAUAGUUCUGAUGAUGAUAGUGGGGAAUAUGAUUCCCUAGAGAAGAAUUUCCCCCCAAGUAAGAAUGUUGCUGAUGGAGAUUGUGAUAUCAAGCCUGGCAGGCUCCAGAGGGGCGUGCUGAGGACCAAUUGCAUAGACUGCCUUGAUCGUACAAAUGUUGCUCAAUAUGCAUAUGGUUGGGCUGCUCUAGGACAGCAGCUCUAUGCUCUGGGAAUUAGAGAUGCUCCAACAAUAGAACUUGAUGAUCGUCUGUCUAGUGCUUUAAUGGGGUUAUAUGAGAGAAUGGGAGAUACACUAGCUUACCAGUAUGGUGGAUCUGCUGCCCACAAUAAGGUUUUCAGUGAGAGGAGAGGCCAGUGGAGAGCAGCAACCCAGUCACAAGAGUUCUUGAGGACUCUGCAGCGUUACUAUAAUAAUGCAUAUAUGGAUGCGGAUAAACAAGAUGCCAUUAAUAUAUUUCUUGGUACGUUCCAGCCUGAAAAAGGGAGGCAGGCGAUUUGGGAGUUGCGUUCAGAUUCCCGCUCUAAUGGACAAAAUGGAGAGAUAAGCAUAGGGGAAGAUGAAAGGUUUCUUGUGAAGAGAUGCUUAUCAGAUGGUAAUAUUCUCCAUGAAAGUCGCACACGGAUGUCCGCAAUGAGUAGCAAGCAUGAAAGCAUAUCACAUAGAGGUUUUGUGUCAUCACGCCAAGUGAAUCAUAUAACUUCAGAGUCAUCACCAGAUAUGCCAGCUGCUGGUGAUGUAUCAUUAUCGAGGUGUGCUCCUUCAAUGCCCAGCACACACUUUUUUGGAGAUGUGAAGAAGAUUCAACAUAAUGGUAGUAGCUCCUAUUACUUGUCCGAGCAGGAAGACAUGUCUAGUGUCUCAAAUUUUGUUGAUGUCGAGUGGCUUUCGUCAUCGGAAAAUCUAUGCGAGAGCGAUCAGUUGUACAGGCCGUCAGCGGUCACAACCUAUUCAACCGCAGAAAUUUCAUCAUCAGAGAAUAUCAUCAGUGAAGUAAAACAGUCAACGCCAGCUAUGAGCGAGAAUGGAUCAAGCAGCAGGAAGGGAAAGGAACCUAUGGGAACCGAACCAUCCACAAAGAUCCACGAUGAUUUUACUGAUAGCUUCAAACAAUGGGUAGCAUACGGAGAAGCACUCUGCCAUUGAAGCUCUUUCAACUUUCCAUUUCCAGCAAGAACCAUACUUCUUCAGCAUACUAAUGGUUUUAUGGACAUUUGGGUAUUACGGUGCAAACAUGGAGAAGGUGGACUGGUAGAGAGAUUCUCGGUACCACAUAUUUGAAACUUCGCGGUGAUGACCAAACGGUCAAAUGAGGUAUUAUACAUUAUAAAGAGGAGCAAAUAAAAAAAAUAGCUGAGAGGUUUGAGUUUAGGGGAAUUAUCAUCUUUGUGGAGAGAAACUUAUGAUAAUCUGAGACUUUUGUUAGAAUAUUUUAUUGGUUCUGGUUUGUAGUCUACUGUAAAUAUAUGUUUGGUUUAUUGAUCCAUCAUGUAACUUCUUUUCCAUGGGUAAAAAGUCAUUUCUUCUACCA